AUGACCGAGACGUCGCUGUGGUUUGGCGCCAAACGUGUAUCGCAAUGGGAGGAAUUGAUGAGAAAAUUUUCGGAAUCUCACAAGGAGCAAUGCAAGUCUGUGUCUCUGGACAUACCGCGGGUUCAGCGUUCAGUGAAGCAGUUCCCGACGGGUUCUAAGUAUGAAGGCACGUGGGAUGUGUUGGGUAUGAGCGGAUAUGGAGUGUACAAAUUUCCCAAUGAUGUUAUAUACGAAGGAGAAUUUGAAGAUGGGCUUUUCCACGGACGCGGGGAACUGAUUUAUCCAAGUGGGGAAGUCCUCAAAGGGCAGUGGAAGAGAGGGGCGUUGAUUGACAGGAAUCUUAUAUUUUCCGACGGCUUGGAAUAUAGCGAUAUAGACUGGAAUUAUUGCCGCAUGCCCGAUAGAAGAUUCACAAUCGAGUACAAUACUGGCUUGCAACCGGCUGGGCAAUCCUACAUGACUCCUGAGCAGCCGCCACGUGAAAUACCCAUCGGUUAUUAUGAUACUGGCGACGGCUUUUUUGACCCUAAAACCAAAGUUGUAUACAGUAUACAUGACCUCACUGCUAUAAUUAGAUCUCCUUCAGUUCGUGAACAAAAGUGGAUUAUAGACAACUGUAGAACGAAUCCACUUCCUCCAUUAGGACCUCGAAAAGAUCUUUACGAAGAAUGGAGCGAGCCGCUUUUAAAUUUGCGAUCUAAAGAACACCAUCCCUCCACUAUAAUUUCUUCCAAGUCAAUGUAUUCUCUUAGCUAUCAAGAUAUGGAAGAUAUCCAUGAAUACGGUACUUGCUAUUGGAGGAAGCCUUCAGAAGGCCCUUGGACCAAACGUUUUAUAACGUUCGAAUCUUAA
Molecule: messenger RNA, 852 nt
Organism: Zerene cesonia (dogface butterfly)
Lineage: Eukaryota; Metazoa; Arthropoda; Insecta; Lepidoptera; Pieridae
Product: MORN repeat-containing protein 5-like
Exons: 7
Coding region: 1-852 (283 amino acids)
Source: RefSeq, a predicted model, not a curated record